Schizosaccharomyces octosporus yFS286 is the source of this 2711-nucleotide messenger RNA. RefSeq names its product complexed with Cdc5 protein Cwf3. Gene Ontology annotation, cellular component: Prp19 complex; U2-type catalytic step 2 spliceosome; post-mRNA release spliceosomal complex. The record is from RefSeq and is a predicted model, not a curated record. NCBI's taxonomy places the organism in Eukaryota, Fungi, Ascomycota, Schizosaccharomycetes, Schizosaccharomycetales, Schizosaccharomycetaceae. Bases 255 to 2660 code for a protein of 801 amino acids. The transcript has 2 exons. Gene Ontology annotation, molecular function: protein binding. Gene Ontology annotation, biological process: generation of catalytic spliceosome for first transesterification step; mRNA splicing, via spliceosome.
GAAGUGUACGUGACAAAGAAAUCCUGUGAGUGAAUUCAAGUUAAUUUAUGCUUAUUCUCAUUUCCUGCCUGUCUUGUCAUCAAACAAACCAUACUUGACUAGUGAACUGUUCGUACUUGGUGUUCUGCAGCAAGCAAAAACAGCAUCGUAUUAAUUACUAUGAUACAAGUACCUCUUUCGGUGAAUAGAAAGGAUAUUGACUAACCACCAUUCGAUGAGGGUGCAUUUCUCAAACCUAUAAUAAAUAACAAAAAAUGAGCGAAACCGCUCACGUAAAAGUGCAUUCCGAUUUAUUAGACAUAGAAGAUGAGACCUUUGAGCUAGAGUUGCUUCGUAAUCCAUAUUCCUUACGAAGUUGGCUGCGAUACUUGUCAGCACGCGAAAAUUCUACACUUGAAAAGCGUGUUUUGCUAUAUGAACGAGCUUGUUUAGAGCUUCCUGGAAGUUAUAAGAUAUGGAAAGCGUAUUUGGAAUUGCGAUUAGCACAUUUAGAAGGUGCGUCGUUUGUCACAAACCAACAGGCUUUCCUGGACGUGAAUGGUUGCUUUGAAAGAGCAUUAGUUCUUCUUCACCGUAUGCCGGUCAUCUGGCAUAUGUAUUUAAAGUUUCUUAUGCAGCAGGCCGAUGUGACAAAAGUUCGCAAGGUGUUCGACGCUUCUCUUCGAGCUUUACCAGUGACACAACACGAUGAUAUAUGGAUGUUAUAUCUGGAAUUCGCUGAAGAGAUUGGCGGACUAUUUUGUAUCCAUGUGUAUAGAAGAUAUAUUCAACUCGAGCCUCGUGCAGUUGAAUCCUAUAUCGAAGUGUUAAUCAAUCUGGAGUUAUGGAAUGAAGCCGCAAAGCAGUAUCUGGAUAUUUUGAAUCGACCGGUUUUUCUUUCCAGCAAAGGGAAAAGUAAUUAUCAGAUCUGGAACGAAUUCUCGCAGUUAAUCGUACAGCAUCCUGAGGACAUAGAACAAAUCGACGUUGAACGCGUUUUCCGGGCAGGUAUUCAUCGUUACACCGAUCAGGCAGGUAAGCUCUGGGUUUCUUUAGCUCAAUAUUACAUUCGCUUGGGAUUUUAUGAAAAGGCGAGGAGUAUUUUUUAUGAAGGGAUUACUACCGUCAUGACCGUACGCAAUUUUACCCAAGUAUUUGAUGCAGCUGUCGAAUUCGAGGAACAAUGGCUCUCUAUACGAAUGGAAAAUGCGCCUUCUCAAUCAAAAGAUGAUAUUGGGGUGGACUACCAUCUGUCUUGGUUAGAAAAGCUGCUAGAUCAACGCUCUUUGUAUAUUAAUGAUGUUAUUUUACGACAAAAUAUUAAUAAUGUUGACGAAUGGCAGCGUCGUACUACCUUGGUCGGCGAUGAUCGUGAAAAAAUUGUACAAACUUAUGCUGAAGGCUUACAAAAGAUAAACCCCAAAUUAUCUAUUGGUUCAUUAGGUUCUUUCUUUUCAAACUUUGCUAAAUUCUACGAAAAUAUUGGUGAUGUUCAACAAGCUAAAGUUAUUUUCGAAAAAGCCACUAACGUCCCAUAUAGUUCGGUAAAUGAACUGGCCCAGGUAUGGAUUGAUUGGGCUGAAAUGGAAUUAAGACAUCAAAAUUUUGAAAACGCCAGAAAAUUAAUCGGGCAUGCUGUUAAAGCCCCUAAAAGAAGCGAGAUUAGUUUCUUUGAUGAAGCUUUAUCUCCUCAGGUCCGACUUCAUAAGUCAGCCAAAAUUUGGAUGUAUUAUUUAGACUUGGAAGAAAGCGUUGGAUCUUUAGACUCGACACGGAAGCUUUAUGACCGCAUGUUUGAGCUUAAAAUCGCGACACCACAGGUCGUGGUUAAUUACGCAAACUUUUUGGAAGAGAAUGGGUUUUACGAAGACUCAUUUAAAAUUUAUGAAAGGGGUGUCGCUCUUUUCAGCUAUCCUAUCGCAUUCGAAUUAUGGACUCUGUACCUUGUGAAGUUCAUUGAACGUUACAAGGGAAAGCAGUUUGAAAGAGGUAGAGACCUCUUUGAACAAGCAUUAGAAGGUUGUCCGUCUGAAUUCUCUAAAAGUAUUUAUUUACUUUAUGCAGAUUAUGAGGAAAACUACGGCAAGGUGAAACGAUCCAUAUCAAUAUUAGAAAAGGCUUUGAAAGAAGUUACUCCAAAAGACCGGUAUGGUGUUUUUAAUGUUUUAUUGCUCAAAGUUGCUUUUAAUUACGGUGCACUUGCUACACGUCCGAUUUAUGAAAAAGCCAUUGAAAUCCUUAAUGAUGAAGAAGUAAAGGACGUGUGCCUUCGCUACGCGGAAAUGGAAACACGACUAGGUGAAAUCGAUCGUGCUCGUGCUAUCUUUACCCAUGGUAGCCAAUAUUGUGAUCCACGAGUAGAAACCGAGUACUGGCAACGUUGGCAAGAUUUUGAGCUUAAAUACGGAAAUCCUGAAGAAACAGUUAAAGAGAUGCUUCGAAUUAAGCGCUCUGUUCAAGUAAAAUACAGUACGAAUACAUUGAAUAUAGCAAAACAGGUUGCCUCUAUGGGAACACCUUUAGCAUCUGGGGACGCUAUGGAACAGUUGGAACACUCACAGGCAAACACCAAACACUUAGCAGGGUUUGUUCCCUCGAGUACGGGACCAGUGGGAGGUAUACGGCAAUCGGGUGUUGUUGAGCAAGAACAAAAAAACCCUGAUGAAAUAGACUUAAGCUAAUGAUUCACUAGACAAGAGCGUUACAAUAAAAUUGAAGGUUUUAAAGAGUUC